Prorocentrum cordatum is the source of this 583-nucleotide messenger RNA. Lineage: Eukaryota; Dinophyceae; Prorocentrales; Prorocentraceae. The record is from the annotation of a GenBank genome assembly.
GCCAUGCAAGCUUUCACACAGAAAGCGAUGGAGACCAUCCUGGCACAGCUCCCUGCCGCGCUCAGCGCGGCCACGGUCCCACUCAUGGAGAAGUAUGAGGAGCGCUUCAACCAGCAGCUACGACGUGUCGACGGUGAAGUCCAUGCACAGCGUGCUCGGUCGGACCUGCUCGACAGCACUGUGGCGGGCAUCGCUCACCGGCUAUCGCAUCUGGAAAAAGAGCUCGACCUGGCAAAGGCGAAGCCGCGUCCUCCCGUUGUACCGAACCCAGAGUGGGACAGGGAAGUGGACCUCUCCAUCCUCACGUCGGUGCCGAUCCAUAUCUCCGCGGACAAGAACAAAAAGAUGGUUGCCACAGAGAUUGCCUGCAAGAAGCUGCAACGGGGUCUCACCGACCGUGGCAUCCGUACAUUCCUCGACAAGGACAAUGGUCAACUUCUGGCCAAGUGGGAGCCCUUGGUGCGGGUGCUCCCUUUACCUGCAAGCAGAACGCCGAAGGUGGAAUGGAAUCUCCCUGCACUGGCCGACGCUGGCUUGUCCAGGGAUGAGGCCAAUGAGCUUGCUCGCCAGGUCUUCGACACAC